This is a messenger RNA of Anastrepha ludens (Mexican fruit fly), 1733 nucleotides long. RefSeq lists its product as uncharacterized. The coding region runs from base 321 to 1682 and encodes 453 amino acids. The record is from RefSeq and is a predicted model, not a curated record. Lineage: Eukaryota; Metazoa; Arthropoda; Insecta; Diptera; Tephritidae. The transcript has 2 exons.
GAUGCCAUCUUAAUCUCGUCAAUCGUAGCGUAGCGUCGUCCUUUCAUGGGCCUCUUCAGUUUCGGCAACAAGAAAAAGUCACUGGGGGUCAGAUCUCGGGAAUACGGUGGCUGUGACAUCAUUCGUGUGCUGUUUUUGACAAAAAAGUCGCACACAAGCGACGAUGUGUGAGCAGGGGCGUUAUCGUGAUGCAAAAGCCAAUUUUUGUUCUUCCACAAACCUGGGCAUUUCUGGCGGAUGGCUUCACGCAAAUUACGCAUAACUUGCAGAAUGAAAAAAGUGCUUACAACUUUUGAACGAGAUCACUGAAUAAAACAAAGAUGUCUGCAUUCCAACAUAAUACAUUUAAUCUUCAAAUGGCACAAGACUACUUUGCACACUUAAAUCCGUUAGCCCAACGUAUUGCGUCUGAUAUAAGCAUGACAAAAUUGUCAUAUGGUCAACUUUGGUAUGCAAUGAAGCUAGGCGAGCAAAAUGAUAUUUUAAACGAAACUCUGAUAAAGCCGGAAAUAUCUUUAAUGUAUUUUGAUAAAUUUUCAUCAUCGAUUGCGCCAUUAUCAACAGACCUAUCAUCAUCCGCCAGUUCAUCAUCUGCUGAUGUAAGGGUUACAAGUGCAGAAAAUAUUUUGCAAAGCUUACCAAGAAGAAAAGAACAAAAAUGCUCUAUUAAAAUUAGUGGUAGCUUAUCAACGAACUCUUUAAUGGAUGCGAUUCGAAAGCAGAGUAAAAAUUUGCUCUCAAAUACCUUAGCUGCCCGAGCUCAACAAACAAUGGCUUUGCAUCUUCAUGGAAAAUUGAGGCCACCAUCGUCGCUACCACCGCCACAACCUAUUGGUAUCGCAAAAGCUUCAAGGGCAGUAAACGCUAACGAAGCCAAAUCCAGCUUGGGGUUGUGUAAAAAGUUGCGUAAUAAGCACGAGAUGAUAACUUUCGAUGGACGUAAUCAUGAUAUAUAUGCCGGACAGAGUGCUGCUCGUAAAAUUGUUUAUGACGACGUGUUGGGGACAUACCGCGACGAACAUUCUCGACCUUUUAGUUAUCGUACAAACUCACAGAAUAACUUGAAACAUUCAAAAGCUACCACCGAUGAUAUGUAUUUACUUUCGAAAGAGCCUAGCAAUGAAAAUAUAACAGCAACUAUAGUUGUCACCAAAAACUACAAACAGCUGCAGCAGGAGCUGAAAAAAACCUUGAAGAGGCAGUUGAAGUAUACUAAGAACGAGAACUACACCAAUGUCAACACUGUUAAUAGGAUUAUUUAUAAAAGAUUAUAUAAUUCGAACGAUAGAGACCCACCUAAAAAUUUCGUUGCGGAUAAAUGCUUGACGCCUAUCCCACAACAAAGAUUAAUGCCUCAGCCUGAUAAAGUAAACUUGAGCUAUUCCUUGAGCAAUACACCGGAUAUUACAUGUUUACGUAAUGUCGAACUAAAGCAGCAAAAUGGUACUUACGCUGACUACACAGAUGCCUACUUCGAAGAAGGUGAGUCUGCAAUCUUCAUGUACAAUUGUAAUAACAGCGAAAUUCCAACUGCAUCCUUAAACUGGUCAUCAGCUUCAUCUGAUGAAGACGAACACAAGAACUACAAGGCGAAAGAUGAUGUGAAGAUAUGCGAAAAUAUCAAAUUUUUGGAGAACGAUACUAAUUUACGAAAGGGGUUCGAUUUUCUUAAUAAUUGGUAGAGUAUUUAUACUAUUAAUCGUAAAAUAACUAGUAGACGUACAGAGAAAUAA